Talaromyces marneffei is the source of this 885-nucleotide messenger RNA. RefSeq lists its product as uncharacterized. Lineage: Eukaryota; Fungi; Ascomycota; Eurotiomycetes; Eurotiales; Trichocomaceae. The coding region runs from base 1 to 885 and encodes 294 amino acids. The transcript has 2 exons. The record is from RefSeq and is a predicted model, not a curated record. Gene Ontology annotation, molecular function: oxidoreductase activity, acting on a sulfur group of donors, disulfide as acceptor.
AUGCCUCCAACAGCCUACGAAGUCUAUCAAGACCUCGAGCGAGAGGAGCAAUUCGCUCCUCAAGAGGGCAAGACCCAGAGUUCCUACUCAUCAUGGCGGGAACGCGCCAUGAACCGCAACAUGCGGAAGAGUCUCGCUAUAAUCGGAACCUGCUGGCUCAUCUAUAUCCUAUGGCUAAACCGUCUAUAUGCAUCAUCUUGGAUACCAGGAUCGCCCAAUAAUAGCGACGAAGUUGCAUAUAAGGAAACAGUAGGAAAGACGGUUCCUCUCGACGUACAUAUUAUGAGCAAGUGUCCAGAUGCAAAGGACUGCUUACAGAAAUUGAUUUUGCCUGCGAUGGAGCAGAUCAGUGACAAGGUUGAUUUUAAGCUUUCGUUCAUUGGAAGUAUAUCUAAUAGUACUUCCGAUAUUGAAUGCAAACAUGGCCCUACCGAAUGCAUCGGCAACAUGCUCAUGCUCUGCGCCGCCAAUCUUCCGUUUCCCUCGAGCCAGAUUUCAACUCCGCGAACACCCGUCAUCCGCUCACUCGGUUUCGCAAAUUGUCUGAUAGACGACUACCCAGAGAUCCCGUCUCGUGCUCUAGUACAAAACUGUGCUCUGGAACAUGGAGUAGACUUUGAGGCUUUAAAUGCCUGCGCUAGUCGUGAGGAUGACGAUUUUGAGAAUCCCGGUGAUCCUACCCCUGAGGAUCCAAGUGGAAUUGCCUUGCUGCGCAAGAGUGUACGCCACACUCAUGAUGUUGGCGUUACGAAGAGUUGUACUGUGAGACUCGAUGAGACGAUUUGGUGCAUUCGAGAUAAUGGCCAAUGGAAGGAUUGCGCUCAUGGAAGCGAUGUAUCGACUUUUGUAGGUGAGGUUGAGAGAUUAUGGAAGGAGAGGAAUUAG